Molecule: messenger RNA, 1545 nt
Organism: Suhomyces tanzawaensis NRRL Y-17324
Lineage: Eukaryota; Fungi; Ascomycota; Pichiomycetes; Serinales; Debaryomycetaceae
Gene: SSK1
Product: mitogen-activated protein kinase kinase kinase
Exons: 2
Biological process (GO): osmosensory signaling via phosphorelay pathway
Cellular component (GO): Mcs4 RR-MAPKKK complex
Molecular function (GO): phosphorelay response regulator activity; protein kinase activator activity
Source: RefSeq, a predicted model, not a curated record
CGCCGUGUGUGGGUCAAAAGGCCCAAUGGAACCCCCACCACCAUCUCCGUGCACCAGCAAGACAUCGUCGACGACCUCAAGCUAGCCAUCAUCAACAAGUUUCCCACGUCGUUGGCCAGGUCCUACGACCCGGCAGACCUCAUCAUCAAGAUCCACCCCAGGCCCGCCAGCGCCAACACCCACAAGAAGAACAUCCCGCUGUUCUCGUUUCCAGACGUUUCUCGCAGUCCCAACUCGCCGUUGGCCACUUCCACCUCCUAUGCCAUCACCACGCUAGAACCAGACCAGAACGUGUGGGUAGUGUUGGACAACCACUUCCCCAAGGGAAUGACGAUGCAGGACUCGUUUAUCAUCGAGGUUCCCGAGCUCGACCCCCUACUGGCCCAGCACAACCAGAACUUCAGCUACUACAACCAGCCUCCGCUGUUUCCCCUGGUGCAGCUGGCCUCCAGACCCGUGCAGCCGCCCCAGGACACCAAACCGUCCAUCUCCUUCAACACCAGCCCCAAGUUCCACCAGCCCCAGCCCCAAUAUGGCUUCCAGGCAUCCAUCAACAACAACAAGGACCUCUCUAUAUCCCCCGAAAUUACCGCCAAACAAUCUCCUGCGCCCUCUAAUAUCCACAAGGGGCUCCAGGCAACCACCUCAAGUUCCCCAGCUCCCGAACUUGCUCCGCCUUCUGCCUCUGCGGAGCCCACAAGCUCCGCAGGAUCAGACAAUUCCCAGGUGGUGCUCUUGUUGCCCAAGAACUUCUCGUUGGCUGCCGGCAAUCAACCUGGAAUCAAAAACAUCCAGGAUCCUCAUAAGAAAAGGUUGUCUUUCGACGAGGGCCUUAUCUCCAAACCUCGUACUGACUUCAAGUCGCCCCCUACCCUGUCUACAAACUUGACCAGCAUUGGCAUGGCUGAUAACCACCCAACCCCAUUUCCACUAACUGUUGCUCCGGAAAAGAAAAAGGAAAUUAAGCCGUUCAAGGAAAUACUGAAGAAGAAAUCCAGCAAAUCUUCAGGGGCGAAAACGAACACAGAACGAGUGCUACCAUCCAUUUCUGUGUUGGUAGUUGAAGAUAAUGCCAUUAACCAGGCCAUUUUGGGGGCGUUUUUGAGAAAGCACCGCAUACAUUACCAAAUCGCAAAAAACGGUCAAGAGGCCAUCGACAAGUGGAGAACUGGUGGCUUCCACCUUGUGUUGAUGGAUAUUCAGUUGCCAGUCAAGUCAGGUAUCGAAGCAACCAAAGAGAUCCGUCACUUGGAGAAGGUGAAUCGCAUUGGUGUGUUUGCUCAGCAUGAGCUCACAAAUUCCCACUACCACAAUCAGACGAUCCUCAAGCCGGAAGAGAAAUUGGACUUGAACAUCUUCAGGUCGCCAGUGAUCAUUGUGGCACUCACAGCUUCUUCCAACUCCUCUGUGGAUAAGAAGAACGCAUUGAUGGCAGGAUGCAACGACUACUUGACCAAGCCCGUGAACUUGGUGUGGCUCCAAAACAAAAUCACCGAAUGGGGCUGCAUGCAAGCAUUGAUUGAUUUUGAAGGCUGGAGAGACAAG